UGAUACACCUUUACAUCUUAAGGUACCUAAACUAACCAACUGUCGCGGAUCCACAGUAGUAGCAGCUUAUUGUCCUCCACCUUCUCGCAUCUCCUCCCCUCCUCACAAACUUCGUCUCUUCAAUCUCUCUCUCUUUCUCUCUCUCCCUCUCUUUCUCCAUCCUCCCCGGAAUCACUACCUUCACAAUGGCCUCCAAAGCUUUGCCCACUCACCUCAGAGCUCCUGCCGGCGACGCCAGCUCCGGCUCGUUUGGCAAGCACCACGGAAAGUCCCAGUCUCACAUGGCCUUCGAAAAUGCCUCCACCAGCGUGGCUGCCUCGCAGAUGCGCAACGCCCUGAACGCCCUCGCCGAGACUGUUCCCGAUGCCACGGAGCGCAAGCGCUUCGAGGCUGAGAUGGACAACUUCUUCGCCCUCUUCCGCAGAUUCCUCAACGACAAGGCCAAGGGUAACGAGGUCAACUGGGACCGCAUCGCUCCCCCCCAGCCCUCUCAGGUUGUUGGCUACGAUGAGUUGGGCGCCGAGGCCUCGGUCGAGUUCCUGAACAAGCUGGCUGUUGUCAAGCUCAACGGUGGUCUGGGUACCUCCAUGGGAUGCGUUGGCCCCAAGUCCGUCAUUGAGGUCCGUGAGGGCAUGUCCUUCCUGGAUCUCUCGGUCCGUCAGAUCGAGCACCUCAACCGCACCUUCAACGUCAACGUUCCCUUCGUCCUGAUGAACUCCUUCAACACCGACCAGGACACUCAGUCCAUCAUCAAGAAGUACCAGGGCCACAACGUCGACAUCAUCACCUUCAACCAGUCCCGCUACCCCCGUAUCAUCAAGGACUCCCUCCUCCCCGCUCCCAAGUCCUUCGAUGCUCCUCUCCAGGACUGGUACCCCCCCGGACACGGUGACGUCUUCGAGUCUCUCUACAACUCUGGUACCCUCGACAAGCUCCUUGAGCGCGGUGUCGAGUACAUCUUCCUCUCCAACGCCGACAACUUGGGUGCCGUCGUGGAUCUCCGCAUCCUGCAGCACAUGGUGGACACUCAGUCCGAGUACAUCAUGGAGUUGACCGACAAGACCAAGGCCGACGUCAAGGGUGGUACCAUCAUUGACUACGAGGGCAAGGUCCGCCUGCUCGAAAUCGCCCAGGUGCCCAAGGAGCACGUGAACGAGUUCAAGUCGAUCAAGAAGUUCAAGUACUUCAACACCAACAACAUCUGGAUGAACCUCCGCGCCAUCAAGCGGGUUGUUGAGGAGAACGAGCUGGAGAUGGAGAUCAUCGCCAACGAGAAGUCCAUCGCCGCGGACAAGAAGGGCGAGGCCGACCAGGCCAUCUACCAGCUGGAGACUGCCGUCGGUGCCGCCAUCCGCCACUUCAAGAAUGCUCACGGUGUCAACGUCCCUCGCCGUCGUUUCUUGCCCGUCAAGACCUGCUCGGACCUCCUGCUGGUCAAGUCCGACCUCUACCGCCUGGAGCACGGCCAGCUGGUCAUGGACCCCAACCGCUUCGGUGGUGUCCCUGUCAUCAAGCUCGGUUCCGACUUCAAGAAGGUCUCGGACUUCCAGAAGCACAUCCCUAGCAUUCCUCGCAUUGUCGAGCUCGACCACCUCACCAUUACCGGUGCUGUCAACUUGGGCCGCAACGUGACGCUAAAGGGUACCGUCAUCAUUGUUGCCACCGAGGGCAGCACCAUUGACGUUCCCCCGGGCUCUGUGCUCGAGAACUGUGUCGUGCAGGGCAGCCUGCGUAUCCUGGAGCACUAGAUGGGUGGUUGACGUGUGGAGAUUCAGUUCUCACCCCGAUGGUCCGGGGACUCAGAGGCGGAACUGGCAUGGACUGAUAGAUCUGUCUAUACUAGCAGCGGGGGGAAACGUGUUUUUCUCCUGUCUGCAUCAUACUUUUUCUGAUUGAAAAGAUGUUGUGAUUCACAUAUUUCCAGGUAGCUUUCCACCACGGCCAUGGCUUCGGGGCGGGAGUCAAACUUCUAGUUUAGUUAUCCAGCGA
This is a messenger RNA of Aspergillus brunneoviolaceus CBS 621.78, 1989 nucleotides long. RefSeq names its product UTP glucose-1-phosphate uridylyltransferase (gene ugp1). The coding region runs from base 186 to 1748 and encodes 520 amino acids. The record is from RefSeq and is a predicted model, not a curated record. NCBI's taxonomy places the organism in Eukaryota, Fungi, Ascomycota, Eurotiomycetes, Eurotiales, Aspergillaceae. Gene Ontology annotation, biological process: UDP-alpha-D-glucose metabolic process; glycogen metabolic process. Gene Ontology annotation, cellular component: cytoplasm. Gene Ontology annotation, molecular function: UTP:glucose-1-phosphate uridylyltransferase activity. The transcript is spliced from 2 exons.